This is a messenger RNA of Liolophura sinensis, 4001 nucleotides long. RefSeq lists its product as uncharacterized. The record is from RefSeq and is a predicted model, not a curated record. Lineage: Eukaryota; Metazoa; Mollusca; Polyplacophora; Chitonida; Chitonidae. Bases 256 to 3846 code for a protein of 1196 amino acids. Gene Ontology annotation, molecular function: protein binding. The transcript is spliced from 9 exons.
ACUUGCAUAAUGUUUUUAUCUUUAUCUUCAUACCUUGGGAUUGUUCACGGUUUAGAUCCGUUAGUUAUCAGGGGUGGAGGUGGAGCUGUGUUACAAGGAGAAGAACAACAAAGGAAGUAACCGGUACAGUAGUGCCGAAUGUCAGUAAAUGAAUGAUGACUGACAGCAAACAAGUCACUAUUUUACCAUGUUUGAGUGAUUCCGUCGAGCUAAAGUAACAAAAUCAAAUUGACCUUCGGAAUUUGGAGGACCGAAAUGAUGAACUCUAGCCAGCUUAAACAGAAAUUGGUUAAGUUGAAAGCAAAGCUAGCAGCCAAGGAGCGAAAACUUGAGAGAGCUGGCAGAGUAGCGAAAGUCCGGGCACACGUGAAGAGCCGUCUAGCAGACCUCAAACUGACCGAUACGAAUUCUGCAAAUGAAUCUAGUAGAGAUGGGAAAGUUGCUGAUCAGAAAGAAACAAAUUAUGAUUUACAAAACUCUCAAGGAACUGAGAGUGUGUUGUGCAAGGAGCCUAUAAAGGGAAGUGGUAAUGUUUUAUUAGAGUUGCAUGAGAAUCUCAUUAGUGGGUCAAAGACAAGCCAAAACACAGGUGAGUUGUGUAAACAGAUUGUUAUCAGGCAUUCUCCAAAAAGUCAUGUGUCACCAAAUAGUCACAAGGUCUCCUGUAAACGCCCUCAGGUGGAGAUUGAGGUCCUUCGUAAUGCUGAAUGUAACCUGCAGUCUGGACGUGGUUAUCAAGACAAACCAAGCAUUUUACCACCCGAUGACUGUGUACUGGCUGAUAACCAGGAUUGCUCCGAUGACACUGGCUGUGAAAAUAAGACUGGUAGAAAAUCACAGACAGAAUACAGCCAGUACACCCCAGUCAAGAGGAGAGUGUCGAGGUCUCACCCAGGGAAACGCUUAUCUCUCCAGCAGGACAACCAAAUGAAAAGAAGACAUGGAGAAAGGUUGUUGGCUGUAUGUGGUUCUGGAUGUACAAAGUCAUCAUCACAGUCACAAUUGAGAGUUAAUAAUGAUGACAAUGAAGCAAUCCCAUGCUUGUCUAAGCAGAGUGAAACCCAGAUGUCUUCACAACGAUCUGUUCCACGUGUGGAAUAUGAUCAUGUUGUCACUGGCGAUGAACGAUGUGAUACCUUGUUUGAAGUAUCACGAAAGGAUUGUAAUGACAACCAUUUUCUGGCUGGUCCAUUGUCACAAUUAACUCCCAUUGGUCAGACCGUAGCUCAUGUAGCUGUGUCUUCGCAAGUUACAGCCCAGACUUCAAAAAACAAUACACACUAUGGUACUGAAAGGCCUUCAUAUAUAGAGGUUGGUCUAUCUCCUGAGACGGUCUUUGAUGAUGUGCCCCAAGAGCAAGAGAAAGUGGGAAGUAUGACAAGUGACAGUCAGCUGUUGUCAGAAUCCUCUCAGUCCACUAGGAAGAGAAGCUACAGAAGAGCAGACUGGCAAUGUGUGGUACCUCCACGAAAAUCUGCCAGACUAGCAGCCUCUCAUAGAUGUGCUGCCCUGGACCAGUCCUUCCUACAGGCAUUUUCACAGGAGAGCCAACUUUCCGAAUGCAAUUAUAGCCGUCCAGUACUACUGCCCAGAUGGCAUGAGGGGCUUUCGCAGGUUUUUCUAACACGAAAGAGAAAACGGUCAAGAAAGCUAUUUCCCUCUUUACCCAAAAUCAUCAUUGAACAGCACUGUUUUGAUGCAAACUUUGUUGAGUUCUCUCUGCCUGCUGAAGAUUUCAAGGACUUCCUGCCACAGUUUACAAACAGUAACCAACACCAGGAGUGUCACCUGACAGCUCGAAAGGGUAUCUCCAUAGGAAAAGAUGUCAUGUCAUCACAGUCUGUAAUCACGAAUGAAAACGGAAAACUUUUCUCACAUUUGUUAGGAUCGGUGAAAGAGCUGAAUGAUUCUGAAAUAUCUUUUGAGGAAUUCUCACUUCCUGUGGAGGACUUUGAGGACUUUUUAUCCCAGAAGGUGACUUCAAGUUCUCCAACUGAUUUUUCAGGAAUUUCUGUAAGAGCUGCAACAUGCAUUGAAAUAGAUUCCAUCACUAACUCAUCUGUGCCUAAAUCUUCACAGAUAGAUGAAAAUGUAAUCCUUAAUUCUCAGCCCGCGUCAGAAAUCGGUCCUGUGACCUCAAAGAAUUAUAAAAAUAGUUUCCCAAGAGAUAAUAAGACUCCUGUUGCAGAAUCUUUAAACCCAUCCAGGAAAGUUUUGCUGAAAUGUACUAAAACCUGUGAGGAUUAUUCUCAGCAGUCAGGGACCUGUUUGAUACAAGGACAUAAGGAAAGUGGAUCUGGCGGAACAGGGAAUUGUGCACAAACGUUAGAUGACAGGGACAUGUCUAUUUUCUCAUCACCUGCAAACUUGCUGUGUGUACAGGAAUGUGCUAACAUACAGGAAGGCGUUGAGGAUCAUAUAGAAACAGCUGCUUUGAAAGGUGCAUAUUAUCAAAAAAGAGAUGAACCUCAAGCUGCGAGUACCACUAAUGAUUUUCAUAUUCAAAAUGACCAUAUUGAGGCUGCUGUGUUGAAGCCUUGUGCGCAGCUUAUACCUGCUGAAGUGUCAGCAUGUUCAGAACAGGAACUAAAUUCAAGCCAACUAUUAGUUAUUCAGGAAACCCAGGAACUGUCCAAUGAUAACAAAGUGAACAUUGACUCUGAAGAUGAACACCACCUGAAUAGGCAGGAUGACAGGUGUUGUAACAUUACCCCAUUGACAGCGAAACUCACAAAACAUGGAUUUUCAACUCUAAUCACGGAAACUCCUGACAACAAGGACUUAUCUAUUGAGUCACAGGUAAACAAAAAUGGGGGUGAGAUACACGCAGACAUGUGGGAUGUCAAAGACAGCUUCAAGGUGGAAUUGGAUCUGAUCCAUUGCUUGCUACCUGGGAAACUGGAAGUAAAUGACGAAUGGCUACACUACAUUGUUGUGGUUGGAAACUCAGGAAUGUCAGUAUGGAUACAGAAAGCAUCACAGUGGGAAAACUUACAGAGUUGGUCGGCUACACAGGAGAUAACAAGUGCUACAGGCUUUACAGUAUAUUCCACAUGCAGUUUGAGUUUGUGUUUUGUCCUUGUGAAUAACCACAUGGAUUGUUCAACUCAGGCCUGUCUGUUCUCUUGUAAACUGGAUGGUUCUAGCCUAGGACACACCCUACUUCUCAAAGCUGAUGGAAUACACACAAAUAGACUGAUAGGCUGUGAUCUGGGCAGGGGACAGUUCGUUCUGGGAAGAUUUAGUGUGGACUCCAAUAACUCAGAGGUCAGGAAGCAUUGCAUAGUGGACUGCUCUUGUGUUCCUUUAGAGACAGCUCCAGGAGAAGUGCAGACAAUGUUACCACUGGAGGGCAGGCAGGCAGCACUUAUUGGAUACAGUCGGGACUUUAAACUCCACAUAUGGAAUCAUGAGGUUGGUCUUCUGCUCACUACUGUUAACUUGAACCCAGUCCCAGAGGCUCUCACAGGGAAGGUGAAUGUGGUAAAAGUGACAGAAGUAAAGGGACUAGUUUAUGUUGUAUUAGUGAGAUUUGAAGAUUCUGGUCCAAAAGGAUAUGUGAUGGCUGUCAACCCAAGCACUUGCAUCUGUAAAAUCCUGCAUUGUUUUGACCACAAGUGCAGUCCUAAUGCAAACAGAUUCCUGGGUAAAAUAACUGGUAACUGUGUUGCUGAUGGGAUGCUGAAAUCCUGGGAUAACACACAAAUAACUCAGUGGAACAUGUUCACUGGACAGCAAGACGGAUGGGCAUCGAUACCACAGACAGCUGUGCAGAUGGCCUUCCACAGUCAUAGGCUCUAUGUGGCAGAGAAAUCAGGCUGGGUGCAUGCUGUAUCCACUUGUUGAAACAUAUAUGUUUCACAGCGAUCUCUGUAUAGCAAGAUGACUGCGGCUUUACUCUAUAUAUUCCUGCAUAAAAAGUUAGUAUGAUGUUCUUUGGUCUUCCUGCACAAAUGCAUGAUGUUCUUUGCUUAUAUGAAACAAUAAAGUUUCAUUGUCAG